Symbiodinium natans is the source of this 1470-nucleotide messenger RNA. The record is from the annotation of a GenBank genome assembly. Lineage: Eukaryota; Dinophyceae; Suessiales; Symbiodiniaceae.
AUGCGUGGCGUUGCGCAGCGUCCUAGGCUCAUAGACAAGUCAGCUGACCCGUACCGGGGCAUGCAGUUGCGAGGUCGAUGGAACUUCAGCUGGGGUUUGGUCGCUUGUGCUGGAUUCUUUGGCGUCGUGCUACCAAUGAUUGUGAGAAGGCGUUGGCUUCGCUUGAAGGUGCGUGCGCGCAAAGUGCGGCGGAGGUGUGAGCACAAGGAGAUGCUGGCACAGGUUCCAUCCGUGUGCUUGCGCUAUGGUCUGAGCCCAAGAGGCUUUCUGCCAUCCUUUUGUUUGGAGCGGCUUCCAGAUGAAUUCCAACGCUGGGAAGACUUGGCUGAUCGGCUGGUGGAGCUGAAUCGAAACGGCGGUCUUAAGCAGGCAGUGGACACGCUGCCUCACAUAGAUCCUCAAUGCCUUGAAGGUGCAGGGAAGGAGGUCUUGCAGCGGGCUUUCCUGCUUUUGGGCGCCUUUGCCCAUUCGUACAUUCACGGCAGUGCCGUUCCUUGGUAUCAGUUGAAGCAGUCAGGGGACCAUGUCGAGCGUGACGGUCCUGGUCCUUCGGGGUCUGCACCGACUCUGCCGUCGCAGUUGGCUGAACCAUGGUUGCAAGUCUGUGCUCAGCUGGGCAUGCCCCCUGUACUGACAGCUGCAGCCACAGACCUUUGGAAUUGGCGUCUGCGAGACUCUUCCGGCCCCUUUGUGCUGGAGAACCUUGACCAGCGAGUCUCCCUCACAGGGACCAGCACAGAGAGAGCCUUCCACAUGGUGCCCUGUGCCAUGCAGGCGGCUGCAAGCAAAGUGGUGCCCAAAGUGUUUUUGGCCGACCUCCUUGUGAGGGCCGACUGUGAUGAAGAGCUCGGGGAUCUGUUGCUGGAAGUGGCCGAUGUCCUGCGACAGUUCCAGCGCCUCUUCCAACAAAUACCAGGAAGCGUGGACAAAGAUGUGUUCUAUGAUGUCUAUCGGCCACUGCUCAAUGGCUUCCAUCCCGAUGGGGUGAUCCUGGAAGUUUCGCCAAGGAGGGUGGACAAAUCGCUCGCGUGCUCGGUUCCUCACGUGACGAAUCUCGAUCAAACAGGCUUCCUGAAUAGCAGCAAGGGUCCGAGUGCCGGGCAAAGCACCGUCAUUCUUUUGCUUGAUGUCUUCCUGGCUAUCUCCCACACUGGUCCGGGCGUGACUUUCCAAGAGGAGAUGCUGACGUACAUGCCAGCUGAGCAUCGACAGAUGGUCCUGGACUUCCGUCAGCGCUGGCAAGACUUGGACCCACUUCCAACAUUGCUAGAACGCAAGCGGACGGCCCGAAAUCCUUUCGCAGAGCACCUUCAAGAGGCCUACGAUGAAUGUGUGGGGGUUCUCUGUGGGCUACGUCGCCUGCAUCUCUCGACGGUUACUACCUAUUUGGUGCGAACAUCCACCGGCACCGGUGCAACUACUUGGCGAACGCUCUUGCAGAACAUGCUUAGUGCAACCUCCGUCAGAUAA